Molecule: messenger RNA, 561 nt
Organism: Gambusia affinis (western mosquitofish)
Lineage: Eukaryota; Metazoa; Chordata; Actinopteri; Cyprinodontiformes; Poeciliidae
Gene: lyrm5b
Product: LYR motif containing 5b
Exons: 3
Coding region: 296-550 (84 amino acids)
Biological process (GO): respiratory electron transport chain
Cellular component (GO): mitochondrion
Source: RefSeq, a predicted model, not a curated record
CGACCUUCGCGGCUCUUUGAUUCUCAGCUGUCUGUACCAGUUUUUGUGUCCGUUUCAGGCGGUCACCAUCUUGAUUUUCGUUACUCUUUGGUUGUUUACUUUGAGUUCCAGAUUCAGUUCGUUUUCAAGGUUCAGGUUUGCAGAAAAAAAGUUUGAACUUUAAAUCAGCCAGUCUGAGCGGUCCACUCCAAAUUUAUUUUACAAACGGUUGCAAACUGAGGCCGAACCGAACCAUUUUCCCGGUUUCGCCUUCGGUUCACCGGAGAGUCCGGAGGUCACCUGGACAGCUCUUUGGAUGAUGGCAAACCCUCUGCGGCCUGAGGUGGUUCGGCUCUACAAGAACCUCCUCUACCUCGGCCGGGAAUACCCGAAAGGCAGCGACUACUUCAGGGACCGUCUGAGAGCGGCGUUUACUAAGAACAAGUCGGUCCAGGACCCGGAGCAGAUCAAGGCCAUGAUCGCCCGGGGGGAGUACGUGGCGCGGGAGCUGGAGGCGCUCUACUACCUGAGGAAGUACCGGGCCAUGAAGAAGCGUUACUACGAGGAGUGAAGACGCUCCGC